AACACGUGAAAUCCCAACAGCAGCCAUGAAAAAGACAAAGACGGCUAAGGGAAAACAAGAAAAACCAGUUGAGAAGAAACAUCUGAAGGACGAAAAAAACAAAGGAGUCCCACCACGAAAAGAAGCUCCACAACAUCACAACCUGACAUCAGCUCCUGUCCGCUACUUUCAAUGUGUCUUCCUAAAUGGACCUAAUGGAUUUGGACUGCAAUUUCCUACUAAUCCCCCUUCAAACAAGGAAGAAAAGACUCACUCUAAGACUUCCAAGAGAAGGACAAGGAAACCAGGGCAGUAGAGAGACUGACUCCUGUGUUCACUCACAUUUUGCACUUUAUAUUUUCUGCUGAGGUCCACAGUAGUUACAGUGGUACUUGUCAUUGCAAGAAUGUGAUCCACUCGGACACAUGUACCUGGAAAAUGUUUCCAUGGGGCAGAGGCAAAACAAGCAGUAAUGAACUGUGUUUGACAAAGGUAGAAAUGUAAAAGUGCCCCAUUUCUCGUGGAAACGCUGCAAUGUUAACAAAGUGUUGACACGAUUGUGUGUGUGAGUGUGUGUGUGUGUGUGUUUUCCUGCCUCUUUUGCUCUUGUUUUUCUUUACCUACCUGCUCAGCAUAGGAGUCUGUUUUCCAUUUAAUUUUAUCUAGGGAGAGAAAGGUUGAAUGUAGCUCUUAUAUCAGCAAGAUUGCAAGUCUACCUGCAAUCCUAAAUCAUUUCUUCUUAACGUUCAAUCAAAUUGCUGACGGGAAAAAGCCUCACUAAGUCAUGAAAAUGUGUUCUGUGACUGGUGCUAUUUUUAUGUCUCAUUGACCAGUGUAGCCUGAAGCUCACACUUAUUUGGAGCAGCUCAAUAUACUAUCAGUAAGUUGACUCCACAAGUCACGUUAAUGAUGAAUAUUCCUAUUUAACUUGAAGCAGUAAAUGCUUGGUCUGUUUGCCCUGCCUGUUGAUGAAAUACAAACUCUUCACUUCCUAAAGCCUGAAGUGAGCAGAGAAAGUGAAACAACAUGGCAAAAGUGAGGAAAACCAGUGCUUUACCAAUAUGAAGAUCCCAAGAAACAAAUGAAAUAAUUUUAGUACUUCUAUUUAUCUUCUGUGGGCAAAUCAGAUUGACUUGCAGUGAAAACCAUGUAAAUGGAGAAUAUACCAGCCAACUAUUUGCUAUUAGAAAAAUUAGAAGAAAAGCUAUGAUGUGAGAUGCCAGUCAUGAAACUAAGGCAACCCAAAAUUCCAACAGGUAAACAUGCCAGUUUGAUGCAAUCUCAGAUCAGUGAACAAAAAAGCCCA
Molecule: messenger RNA, 1285 nt
Organism: Athene cunicularia (burrowing owl)
Lineage: Eukaryota; Metazoa; Chordata; Aves; Strigiformes; Strigidae
Product: triadin-like
Exons: 5
Coding region: 26-295 (89 amino acids)
Source: RefSeq, a predicted model, not a curated record